CAGCUAGAGGGACGUAUAAGCACACUCAGGCAUAUCAAGCGAUUCACUUAGGAUCGGCAUCGAGCUGACUUUGGUGGUGAGUAAUUCGACAUCGUCGGAAUCGAUAGAGCUGGACCACUGGGUUGACUUACCAAAAAUUGUGCAGGUCGGUCGUUGGUUCAAUUGAAAUGAUGCCAUGAUAUCGCCUGCCGCGAGGACUUUUACAUGACGGUUGCAAUCACGCAAGACCUCAACUUCAUGUUCAGAUCAUGCCCGAAUCUUUCGAGCAUCCGCAUAAAUCUCGAUCCUCAGAAUGUUCAUUGGGAUGAAGAUUUCCCCAGACCUCAUCAUGAACAGGGCAUCUUCCAUCUACCAAUCCAUGAAACACCUCUUUCGCCGCAACUGAAACAUCUCGAUCUACAUGGUCUGCUCGUCGAUUACUCGGACACUCAAAAUAGACUUCCUGCAAUUUGUGCCACACUUGAACAACUCAGUAUUGGCGUCAAGAUGCACCAUACUGAUCAAACACUCCCUUCUAUUCCGCAGAUGAUAGCACACUCAUCUCUGCUUACGAGUCUUCAAAUCAGUUUCGGCUGGAAAUUGAGGCCAGUGCUUGCGCAUCAGGAUUGGUCACUCAUACGACUUCCGAACUUACAGCACUCGUCUUUCUUGUACGUCGAUACAUCGAUCCAGUUGAUGCGGCAACUGCUCUCCUACAAUGAUGCUACAUUGGAGAGUGUGCACUUCUCGUCUGUUGACCUUACUGCCGGUAGCUGGGUCGAGGUGUACGACAUUCUUGGUCGCAAAAAGUUGAAUUAUUUGGGAAUGAUCUCCUGCCGCUAUCACCGAUUUUCCGACGAGCGGUACAUGCCACUGGAAUGGGAACGCCGCAGGGUACUUUGUGACCAUAUCGAUACUCAUCGACAAUCAGGCGAGUAUGACAAGAUGGUAAUCUGGCCCGCACGUGGUGGUCUUGAUAUCCAUAUGGGGUCUCCUGGCUCGGAACCGUGCUAUAGCGAAGAUCCUGACGAUUUUCUUGAAGGUCUGCAUGGCAACGAUCUCGGGGAUUUGUCAGAUUACUCUCUUGAGACAGACGAGGACUCCCUCGCAGCAUUCAUGGAAUAGAACACAGAAACAACAUCUCAGCACCAAAAUAAUUAACGUGGUGGCCUCACUUGAGGGUGUACGUCUCUGGCAUCGUUCUAUGGAGCAUGCUUUUAGGCUGCUGCAUAUGACCAUAAUUUGAGCGAAAAUGCUUGCAUGCUCAACCUAAUGAAUCCGCCCUCUGGUGACGGACUUCUUGAUCGUGCUUUUCUCACAUUCAUGCCCGGCAAAUAGUUCACAUACUCAG
Molecule: messenger RNA, 1330 nt
Organism: Dissoconium aciculare CBS 342.82
Lineage: Eukaryota; Fungi; Ascomycota; Dothideomycetes; Mycosphaerellales; Dissoconiaceae
Exons: 1
Coding region: 205-1104 (299 amino acids)
Source: RefSeq, a predicted model, not a curated record